AUAUUGUUUAUCGUAGUAAAGCCACUUAAAAUAAUUUAUUAAGAAAAUGACAUUUUUUUGAUUAGUCACAUAAUUACAGCCCACUUUGAGGCUUUAAUUUGUUUAUUUUAUGAUGUUUAUUGGGAUAUGAAGAUUCACUUGUAACAAUUGAAGUUCAUGGCCGCGACUAAAUUAAUUUAAAACAUAGUCCUUUUUUUGCAAAAAAUACCAAGUUUUUAAACCAAAUAAUUAACAAUAAUUAUGAAAGAAAAUAUUAAUUACGUAUUACUUACAGAUUCAACAGCAUCGCUCGUAGAUGAUAGCCCAAGAAAUUGGUCGGCGAAGAAAAAAAGAAAUGUUUUAAUUCUCAUAUCGGCUACCGGUAUAAUUGGUUCUAUAGGAAAUUUAUCAUUUAAUCCGGCAAUAUUGAUGGUACGAGAAGAUUUAAAUACCACGGAAACUCUAGUAAACACGGCUGUAGCAUCAUAUCUGUACGUUAACGGAAUCGCGCCAUUAUUUUGGGCGUCAUAUUCUGAUUUACAAGGAACAAGAAGAAAAGUGUUCUUAUUUAAUGCAUUUUUAAUAAUAUUAACGAGUAUUGGGUGUGCAUUUGCAAAUAAUAUUUAUUGGUUGAUAGUAUUUCGUAUGCUCCAAUCUUUUUCUGUCUCAGCCGUUCAAUGUCUUUCCGUUGGAACACUCACUGAUAUAUACAACACAACCGAAAGAGGAAAUGCUAUUGGAGUAUUUUAUCUCGGAUUUUUUAUUGGUCUAGUAAUCGGACCACCGAUAGGAGGAUUUCUAACUCAAUAUAUAAGUUGGAGAUCGCUAUUUUGGUUUAUUGCUAUAUUCGCGACCAUAAGACUUUUCUUGAUAUUUAUCUUUUUACCUGAGACAUAUAAUAAAUCUAGUACAACAAAUUCUUCUCAAUCAGUUUUCAAUCCAUUGGCACCAAUUUUAUUAUUACGUCAUGCAAAUGUUACAUUAGUGAUUUUAUAUUGGAUAUGGAUUAUAUCAAUUCAUUACGUGGUUAAUAUCUUAAUUCCAACUAAAUUUCACUUAAUUUAUGGAGCUGCUACAUCAGAAAUUGGAUUAAUUUUUUUGGCUCCCGGUGCUGGACUAGUUUUGGGUAGUUUUGCUGGAGGUAGAGUAUCAGACUUUCUACUUAAACGGAAUAUUAAAAAACGUGAUGGUAGUUAUUAUCCCGAAUUGAGAUUACAUGGAGCUUGGUGGGGUGCUUCCUUAAUACCAUUAUGUUAUUUUUGUUUUGGCUGGUUCAUUGAAUAUGAAGUAUUCAUUGUCUAUCCUGUCGUUGCUAUGUUUAUUGGAGCUUUUGUAUCGCAAAUUGCAACAAAUUCAUGUGAAACAUAUUUAAUUGAUUCGUAUCCAAAAAGUAGUGCUUCAAUUGUUGCUUUGUCAAAUGUUUGUAAAUGUAUAGUAGCUCCGAGCAUGUUGAUAGCUGCUUCUCCAAUAGAUCAUUCUGUUGGUACUGGUUUAACAUUUUCUAUAUUAAUUUUAGUAAAUUUAUUUACACUAUGUUUGUUAAUUUUAGUAUAUUUUAAAGGAAAAGAAUGGAGAGAAAAAGAGAGAUCGUAAAAAAAAUGUGUACAUGACAUUAUUAGGUCAGGAUUUUUAAAAAUUACUUAGUUUUAUUUGUAUUGCAAAAAGACAAAUAGAAUUUAUGUUUAACAGCUUAUAAUAGAUCAGUAUAAUAAAGAAAUAAAAUUUUUUUUUUAAAGUGC
Rhizophagus irregularis DAOM 181602=DAOM 197198 is the source of this 1718-nucleotide messenger RNA. RefSeq lists its product as uncharacterized. NCBI's taxonomy places the organism in Eukaryota, Fungi, Glomeromycota, Glomeromycetes, Glomerales, Glomeraceae. Gene Ontology annotation, molecular function: transmembrane transporter activity. Gene Ontology annotation, cellular component: plasma membrane. Gene Ontology annotation, biological process: transmembrane transport. The record is from RefSeq and is a predicted model, not a curated record.